This is a messenger RNA of Sphaerodactylus townsendi, 4901 nucleotides long. RefSeq names its product cilia and flagella associated protein 92 (putative) (gene CFAP92). Bases 28 to 3951 code for a protein of 1307 amino acids. The transcript has 21 exons. The record is from RefSeq and is a predicted model, not a curated record. Lineage: Eukaryota; Metazoa; Chordata; Lepidosauria; Squamata; Sphaerodactylidae.
CUCUUUGGAGAGGCGGAAGGAGAUGGAAUGUUGGUCACAAAGCACAAGAUGACAGAGAAAACAUCAGCAGAUGGAGUUGAUGGAGAAACGGAAGAAGAGAGGAAGAGGGAAGAACACCUGACAACACCGGUGAAAACACAAGAGAAAGAAGCAGAUUUAAACACUAUGGGGCCAGAGAGUCCCAAUGAAAUUGGUAGCCCAGAGGCAGGUGGAGCUUGUGACCUCUUGCCUGAAGAUGAAAGCAGAACAGUCCCUUGUUUAGAGGAAAGUCAGGAAUCUGAGCCUGGGCACCCGAUCACCUGUAUGUUCGCAGUCUCAUUGGCUGUCCCACUUCCUCCUUUAAGGAAAUCUUACUCUACUUCAGGAUAUGAUAUCUCAAGAACUGCAUCUAAAACGAAAGUAGGACCAAUUCCAAAAAUGCAUCGUUUUUAUCAUGUGGAGUAUUUUCUUCUACCAGAUGAUGCAGAGCCUCGAAAAGUAGAUUUGGUGAUGUUUGGUUCAAUAGCUAAGAUAUUUCUGGACAGUGAUAAGGAGUCAGGAACUCCAAAGGAGAAUGAGCGCCUCAAGUUGAAAAGGCAUAGCAACCUGCACACCUCAGCUGUAAAACCAUGGCUUGAAAAUGACAGACUAUGGGUGUCAUGGAGUCAUAAUAUUGAAAUUAAUGUCACCAAAGACUUUCUAGUGAAACUGAAAGAUCACAAAAUAAAGUUCCGAAUAUGGGAUAACAGGGAAAAAUUAUGUGCAAAAGCCAGGUUUUGUAAACCAAAGGUAUUUGGAGCAUCACAUUCAGAACAAAUUGAUGAUGAUUGGGUAAAACGUAUCGUUUUGUUUCAAAGAGAACACCUACAACGUACACAACCAAAACCCAGUAAAACAAAAGUUAGAACUGCAGAAGUACUCCCAGUACAAGAAAAAUCAGCAGUCAAAGAUAUGUCAGGUCUUAUUUCAGCCACCAGCAAAGACCAGGAAGAAGAAGGUGAUGCUACUGAAGUACAAAUGUCUGCAGUUGGAGGUGAUUCCUCUCCACCAGCUUCAAAGUUUGAAGAGUUAAAAUCUUUGAGUGUCGUCAGUUUUUCUGGAAGCAUAUCCUCAUCUCUUCAAGAAAGAACUAUCCGGGAGGCUAAACAUAUAAAGCAGAAAUACAAUUCUAAUAAAACCCCUAAACAGUCAAGUUCAGCAAAAUCUGAUGGGGAAAAGGAUGCAGAACCAGGACACAAGAGGAAUAGACUAAAUUCAGUAAGUGUACCUGAAAAGAGAAGAAAAUCAAAAAGCCUUCCUGUUGCUGUGGAAAAGAAACCGGCACCUCGAAGAACACCCCCUAAAGAUAUUGCUGGACAAGUCCAUUCGAGGAAAUUUGGAAUAGCGUUUAUAGAGCUGAACCUCAUGCCCCUCCUGUCAGGAGAACCUUGUGUGACCAAUCAACUGGAAGAACAAUCCUCCAAAAUUUCUGAAUUGUACCUAAGUUUUUCUUUGGAGGGACCUCUCAUGACUGACAAACAGAAACAAGAUUUAAAUCCACUGGUCAUUAAAAUUAUGAGUGCAAAAUGUUUACCAGACACCCCAGUUUCCAUUGAAGAGUUGCAGCGUUGGUGUGAUCCUGUGUACUGCAAGUACGCAUUCCACAACUUGCCUCCCCAUCAAACACGAGGUUGCAGUCAUGGAACUAAUGUCUUCUUUAUGGACAUCUAUGUGAUUCUGGCAGGGACAAUGGAAACUCAAGAAUUGCGUGAAUAUCUAAGAGGACCUCCAUUGGAGAUUGAAGUUCAUGACCGAGACAAGAAAAUAGAAACGAUCACAAAAAAGCCUUCACUGUUUGGCGAUGAGCUAGGUGACAGUAGGCUAGCUCAUUUACAUUCUCCCACUAUGGUCCAGAACUCUGUGACAGGCAAGGAGAAAAUAUGGCAUCCAUAUGGGGUAGCUAAAAUCAGCUUGACAGAAUUAUUGCUGGGUGAAAAGCAUUUGAAUAUCUGUGUACCAAUUCACUGUUGUUCAGUUCAAGAUACAAGCAUCUGCCCAACAGAAAAUGCUAACGCGAAGUCCAGAGCAACUGGUGGCUCUUGGCCUGCUCAGCUACCAAUGGGACAUUAUUUAGAUACAGAAGCUCAUCUUAAAGUGAGAGUUGAUAUCAGUAUACCCUUAGAUUCUGAAGAUGAAAUUGUUGACACAGGAUAUUGUCCUUAUGGUAUCAUCAUCUAUAUUUUUGACUACAAAAACAAGUCACUGCUCAAUUAUUUGCUGCAAGAGAUCACAGAAAUUAAUGCAAAAGCUUUGCAACUUGAUUCUUAUCCCCUCCAUAUAAUUCAAAAAUCUCUUAAUACAUUAAAACUGGCUGGCAAGUUUUCUCCAGAAGAGAUUUUACAAAUGGACAUUAUUACUGGAUUUCACAUGAUGGAUGAAUCCAUUCACCUACUUGUUGUGGAAGGUUUGAAGGACAAAGCACUUGAGAAGAUGUGGAAUAAAAGAAUAGAUAGAAUGCAGGAAGCUAAGAUUGGACAAUUAAAAAUAUUUUAUAAUUCCCAGCUGCCUUUCCAUCAGCGCUUGUAUGUAGAACUUGAAGCAAUCUUGUUUCAUAUUCAUCUCUGCAAACCACUCUCAAAUAUCACAAAACAGCCUUUGCUGUAUAUCAGGGACAUGGUUCCUCAGCCCUGCUUCCAAGCUCUGUCCAGGCUUGAUUACAUCUGCCACAGCAAGAAGUUAAGGGAUGUGAUACAUUAUGAUCUGUUGCCCUCUGCAGAAAUGAUCAUUUCAUUGAGUCAGGAAUUUGGGAUUCCCUUAGCUAAAGAUGACCUGAUCGUUCAGCAGCCACCAGAAAUCUUGGAGAUAUACAAGCAUCCAACAGUCUUUCAGAGAAAACAAAAAAGGCGCUCCCUUUUGGAUAACCAGAAUCAAUUGUACAUCCAGAGGAAAAAGGAAAUGGAAAGUCAGGCACCACAAGACUAUAUUCAGAGUAAUGUUGAGAAUGUGAACCUGCUUAGUAAGAUGAUACAAAAUGAGACCCCUAGUGUUAUUAGAGCUUUCCCUUCUGAUGGAAAGUCCAUCUUUAACUAUAGCAUUCAGAAAUUGAAUUCUGCAGAAAUUGCAAAGAGCCUGCUUCGUCAAGAGAUGGCACAGGAACCAGGAAAAAGGUAUGCUUAUUCUCACAAAUUUAUCUCUGGCAUGUUUGACCCAGUGGAUAAAGAGUGUGCACAAAAGGAAUUCUUUGCCCUUUCCAAGAAGAAGUGGCGAACACCACAAGGGUUUGUAUUUCCUGGCUUCAAGAGCAGUUUUGAAUCCAAUAUGCAUCAUCAUAUGCCUGAUCAGGCACGAUUAGAGGAGCUAAUGGAGAAAUGGGAAGAGAACAUUCUUCACAGAAGCAUUUUAAAGCCAGUGCUGGAUCGUGACAGAUGGACUUGGGACGAACGGAAAUUUGAUUUUGACCUUUACUCAAAGCCUUCAUAUUCCUUUGUGGCCCUUGAUACUCAUGUUAUUGAGCAUCAAAACGACGCACGUUGCAACACAGCACUCAAAGUUCACAGAUGCUGUCCAGCAACAGAGCUUAUCUCCCAAGGACCAAAAGCCAGCUGCCAGCUAGCCCGUAUCCAAGGCCUCCUCAAAGAUAAACCAAUGAAAUUGGCCUUGAAGAGCCAUGUCAGAGCUAUACAGGAUAUACCAGCCGUGGGAAGUAUAGACAGGGUAGAGAGUGACAUCUGCAGAGGAUUCAUCCCAGGUGGUGAUGAUUUUCAUAGCUUGAAGUGGAAUGGAAAUGCGAUUCCCUGCCACGACAGGGAAUGCAAUAUGUUUAAAACUUUGAAAGGAGCAGACUUCAGAUUGCAUUUUGACAACCAUUCAUUUAACUACAAGAGGAAACAUCCACAGAGAUGGCUUUUGACUAAUGAAAUGUUAACAUCAGCUGUUAAGGAGGAUAAAGCAUUGACAGGAUGUGGAGAGACAUUAAGAACUUCAAGAUUUUGACUGAUGUUUGUCAAAGGAGAGCAAACUGAUUUUAAGCACUUGUCUUCAGUGCUGUUAGAGCCUGAUUAUGCCACAAUACUUAACGACGGUGGACUUUUUAAAGAAGUCUCCCAUAAUUUACACUUACCUAUCCACUAUUUUAUAGUGUAAAACUUUUAACAACUUACUUUCUAUGUUGUGCAUUGGCAUGCAUGUGUUAGUAUUUAUACAUGUUUGUUCUGGGUUCUGCUAGGAGAACAUAAAAUUGUGCAUUUGUGACAGCUCCAAAGUCAGGCCUGAUGGUAGUAGACCUCCUCUGUUUAGCAUCAUCCUAUCACAUACUCAGCACACACAGUCUUUGGAUUAUGGGCACCAUUUACACGAUUUAUGGCCCUAUUACAUUUUCUCUGAACUGAGAUAAUAACAGAAUCUGACUGUUCAUAGGAUGCUUUCGCAACACAACACAUGCUACAUAUAAAAAAGUACACAUGCAAAAAUAUCUGGCUGAUGUCAAGAGUCAAAAAGUAUUCCAGAACUCACAAAAGGAAUUCUAAAUUUCUCCACAUCUGCUUAAUACACUGUCAUUCAUGCUGAAAAGUUUGAUUACCACAUUAGUCACAGUUAGAGAAACCACAGGCGAGCUCACCUCGUGAUCAUGAUUCCGCAAACCAAUACUGAUGGAUCGGCUAGCUCUAGAAAUAACAGCUGUCAUUGCAUACAGAUUAAUGAGGAUGUCUGCCACUCUUUUUAGAACCAUCUGCUCAUCCACAAUACUCUGGCAACAAAAACAAUGUACACCCAAUAGUUUAGUCAGGUAUUAUUCUGAAUCGCUGCAUUGUCCAGUGAACAAACAGUACAGCAGGCUUCAAAAAAUCAAUGAGCAAAAGUCAUUGUAUUAUUUCAUUUACAAUUUACACUGCUCUACCAUUCAGAUUGCUGAAUAAAUAUGAAUUGAUUUUCUCUUUCUGACA